Messenger RNA from Fusarium verticillioides 7600, 1917 nucleotides. Its product is annotated as CMGC protein kinase. Gene Ontology annotation, biological process: peptidyl-serine phosphorylation; peptidyl-threonine phosphorylation. The record is from RefSeq and is a predicted model, not a curated record. Bases 56 to 1753 code for a protein of 565 amino acids. Gene Ontology annotation, molecular function: ATP binding; protein serine/threonine kinase activity. NCBI's taxonomy places the organism in Eukaryota, Fungi, Ascomycota, Sordariomycetes, Hypocreales, Nectriaceae. The transcript is spliced from 3 exons.
CCCAACAACCGUCAAUCGGAUCAGCGCCAACGCGAUCUCUCAUAGUGGAGUGAUCAUGGGCUUUAUCUCGACUUCUACACAAGGCUCGCCAGACUCUGAACUUAUACUAGGCGAUGCGCUUUGGAGGGAAAGGGUUCCGCACAUUAACGGAGAGAACUACUUCUUCUGGCCGUAUCCGGUCCUGAAAAGGCUGAUAACGCGGGAUACAAUCAUCCGACAACUCCAAUCCGUCAAGAUAGGACUGGAGAGCGCGGAGGCAUGCAGCGAUCUAAUCUUGGGCACCGACAAACCCCCCUUUCUUCGAGCCUUUGCAAUACUGGUUCUUGUAGAACGAAGCGACGAUAUCCAGGGUUUCAUAGAUGCAGACUUGCAUGACGAAAGAUUUCCUCUCGUACAAGGAUCGGAGUAUCAUCUUACGGCCCAGAUCUGCAUGGCAAACCUGGGGUGGUCUUAUAUGCAGAGAGACUAUUUCAACAUUAAUCAACUGCGAAUGUCGCCGGGGUUCUUUGCACUGGGAGAAGAUUACGAGGCUCGGCACUAUGAUAUGCCCAAAGGACAGAUGCUCCCCUGGGUGUUAUGUAGAGACAGCUAUGGAGUACACGAAGAGACACUGUCAGGGGGAUGCGGGCAGGUCGUCAAGUACAAGAUUGAUACCAACUCACAUGGGUUUACCCCGUUACUGGAGAAGCAUGGCUUUUAUGUUAGCUUCGUUGCCGUCAAGUCUUUGAAAACUGCAAGCCGGGAGAAAGACAGGUCGAGCAAAGAAUUGGAAAUGCUCAAACGAUUCAGCGGUCUUAGUCACCCGAAUAUUAUCGCGCUUUUGGCUACAUACACUCUCCAAAGGCGAUUUCACUUCGUCUUUCCAGCCGCCGAGUACGACCUUCUCAUGUAUUGGAAAAUCCACCCUGGUCCACUAGUAAACCCGGCUUCUGCCAAUACCGAAGGUCUUUUAUGGCUGUCGGAACAAAUUCGAAACGUCGUCGGGGCUCUUGCGCAUAUCCAUGAAGGCAGAAAGGCUCACAUGGACACGGAGACAAUGUUCGGCAGACAUGGCGAUAUAAAACCAGCCAAUAUUCUUUGGUUCAGAUCACGGAAAGAGAAGCGAGGCGUGUUUGUGAUAUCGGAUUUUGGCAUUGCGGAUGUCCACCAGAAAGAAACUAGAUCUAUUAUUCCUGCAGCCGAUUUGCCUGUCACACCCAGAUAUCGAGCACCCGAGUGCGAUAUUCGUGAUGGUCGGAUAUCCAGAGCAUACGAUGUCUGGAGUCUAGGCUGUCUAUUACUUGAAAUGAUCUGUUGGAUCUUUGGGGGGAAUGACCUGAGGGAACGAUUCAAGGAUAUCCUGGUUUCGCCUUAUAUAACUGGGGUCAUGACCGACAUAUACUUCGAUUUUAAAUGGCUUGGCCCUGGAGAGGGCUACAGGCUUGGGGUAAAAGAACAAAUCGUCAAGUGGAUCGGUUCUUUGCAUAGGAAGCGGGGUUGCAGCGCCUACGUUCAUGCUCUGCUCAAUAUAAUACAUCAAGAUAUGCUGGCCGUUGACCAGAGUAGGAGGAAAAGCAUGGCCGAAUUAUUUGAGAGUUUUGGCGAGAUGCACCAGCGCGUCCUUGAUAACAUUGACUAUAUUAAAACUCCGGAACUGAGGGAAAUAAGCUUGGAGGCAAGAUACAUGGAUGGAGUGCAUCUGAAUAAUAAGAUAGAAAGCAUUCUUGAGGCUCGGGUCGAGAAAAGAAAUCGGCUGAACGAGGCCUCUGGCUGAAAGGUAUGUAGCUCGUGAUAGCGAUUCUGGGGCCAGACCUAUCAGGGCAGGGUUAACUCCAAAUAGCAUAAUGAUCGAUAGUGUUGUCGGGAAAAAUGAUAGCGUUUUUAACUAGAUAGUUUAGAAUACCUUAGCCUACCUAAUCUUAGUUCUUUGUUGCUCAG